This is a messenger RNA of Ostreococcus lucimarinus CCE9901, 780 nucleotides long. RefSeq lists its product with no specific name. Gene Ontology annotation, biological process: transcription by RNA polymerase III. Bases 1 to 780 code for a protein of 259 amino acids. The transcript has a single exon. NCBI's taxonomy places the organism in Eukaryota, Viridiplantae, Chlorophyta, Mamiellophyceae, Mamiellales, Bathycoccaceae. The record is from RefSeq and is a predicted model, not a curated record. Gene Ontology annotation, cellular component: RNA polymerase III complex.
AUGUCGGUGGAAGAGCGCGCGGAGGCGAUCAACACCUUGCUGCGGGAGAAGAAGAUUGACGUGUUCGGACGGGGCGGGGGGUUGGUGUACGCGCGAGUGCGCGAGGCGCAGGCGGCGAAGUUUAAGGGUUUGAGCACGGAAGAUAUGCUGGUGUAUCAGAUCAUUCAGCACGCCGGGAACGCGGGGAUGUGGACGAAGGAGCUGAAACAGCGGUCGAAUCUACCGGUGCCGCAGAUUACGAAGAUUUUCAAGACGCUCGAGGCGAGAAAGUUGAUCAAAUCCGUCAAGCACGUGGCGCAACAAAAUCGAAAGGUGUACAUGCUGUACGAGCUCGAACCGAGCCGAGAGAUCACUGGCGGGGCGUGGUACACCGAGCAGGAGUACGACGCCGAAUUUAUCAGCGUGUUGCGCGAGCAGUGCGUGAAAUUCAUCUACUCGCGCGAGCGCGUGACGCUGAAAGAAGUGAGCGAUUUCGUUCGCGCGAGCGAGCUCAGUCGCAUCGAUCUCGGACAGGAUGAAGUUUUACAAAUAGUCAACACGCUCGUGUACGACGGCAAGGUGGAUGAAAUCAAAGACGAGUCUCAGGACGACGGGAUGGGUAAGGCAGACGAGGAUUUCCAGCCGAUCACGUUUUACACGCGAGCGGCGCUGCCGGUUCCCGAGUCCAACGCCUACACCGACAUCCCGUGUGGGGUGUGUCCGGUGAUCAACGAGUGUCGCCCGGACGGGCUGAUCAACCCAUCGUCGUGCGAGUACAUGACGGCGUGGUUGAACUUUUAG